AUGCGGCUCUUCCUUCGCCUUGCCCUUGGCCUCGUUGCUGCGGCCCAUGUUGUUCUGGCGAGCUCGCCCACAGGCUUGACAGUUCAUUUGGAGCGACGUAACUUUCUCCUUAAUGACGACAACACGGUGAACUUCAAGGCUGUAGCGAACCAUGCUAAACAGCUUAGUCACAAGUACAAUUUUUUGAUGAAGAAGUUCAAGGAUAACAUGGGCAAGGACCACCCCCUUCUCAAUGCGCUUGUCGAAGCCCUAAGCAAGCGUGGCGAGGGUGAGGUUGGUCUCACUGAUAUCCGCAGCGAACUUCUUUGGGCUGGUGAGAUCCAGUUUGGCAACUCGAAGUUCAAAAUUGAUUUUGACACCGGUUCUGCUGACACGCUUGUCAAUCCUGGUGCCUAUGAACCGCGCAAAUCAUCCUCCUCCAAAAAGACGUCCGACGAGUUUGAGACUUCGUAUGCCGAUAACACUCGUGCUGUUGGUGCCAUUUACACGGACGAUAUGGUCUUUGGCGGUUUGAAAGCCAAGAAUGUGGCUAUUGGUCUCUCGAGGUCCAAAUUUUCCGAUGACGGCGAAAGCGUUGGUAUUGCUGGUCUGAGCUUCCCUUCUAUCCAGGCCUUUCCGAAGAAGUAUGACCCGAUCUUUGUGGCUCUUAUGCACCAAAAGGCCGUGGCUGAGCCUGUUUUCCAGUUUACGUUGAAGCCUGGCACCGGUUCUACCUUGCACCUUGGGGGUGUCGACUACUCCAAGGUGAAAGACAAAAUCGACUAUGUUAAUGUGAACCCUGACGACGGUUUUUGGAUCACCGAUGGUUCCGUGCAAGGUGUGAAAACCAAGUUUGUCAUUGACUCUGGCACUACUCUUAUUAUCGGUCCUAUGGAUCAGGUACUUGAGGUCAUUUCGAAGUUGCCGGGUGUCACCCCACACUAUAACCUCGAUUCUCUUCAAGCCACCUUUGAUUGCUCACGCCCACCGACAGUCGAUUUUGAGAUCAACGGCAAAAAGUACAAGCUUGACAAGCAGCAGGCUUCAUACGGCACCUCCUUUGGCCGUUGCGUUCUCAGCAUCAUGGGACAGCGGGGUUUGCCUAUGCACGCUUGGGUCUUGGGUGAUGCUUUCAUGCAGGGCGUGUCAGUUGUAUUUGACAUGGGUCGCAAUCGUAUGGGCUUUGCUCCUAGCGCUUAG
Molecule: messenger RNA, 1179 nt
Organism: Malassezia restricta
Lineage: Eukaryota; Fungi; Basidiomycota; Malasseziomycetes; Malasseziales; Malasseziaceae
Product: secreted aspartic endopeptidase
Exons: 1
Coding region: 1-1179 (392 amino acids)
Biological process (GO): proteolysis
Molecular function (GO): aspartic-type endopeptidase activity
Source: RefSeq, a predicted model, not a curated record